AUGAGCAACCUCUGCAUGCUCGGCUAUGAUACUACACAAAAUGGUAUGCUUGCGGCCUUUGCGGAGAGAUGGCAUCUUGAGACAUCCUCUUCUCAUCUACCCCACAGUGAGAUUACCAUCACCCUAGAUGAUGUGGCAUGCCUACUUCAUCUUCCUAUCAGGGGUACCCUCCUUUGUCACAAUAGGCUAACAAAGACGGAAGCUCUGAAGAUGUUUAUUGUUGAGAAGGGGCUAAUCUCGAUGAGGCCCUUGAGGAGGUGGAGAGGACACGAGGGGCCCACAUCAGGUUUAGAUUGCUGCAGAGAUAGUAUAAUGCGGAGCUCACUGCGGCACUGGACUCAGCUCUUUGUGGACACGAGCUCGACGUACACAGACGUCGUCUACCUGACGUACUUAUCGGAUAUAGCAUGUAUCUAUGAGUACAACUGGGGAGCAGCUGUAUUGGUGUACAGUUAUCAUAGACUUAGAAAGGGAUGCUUGUGGAAGGGUUGGAUACUACAACACUUCCCAGAUAUUGUUGGCUGGGGAGAGGUAGAAGAGUACACAGAGGUCAUGCCACGUGCCAGUGCUUUCACCCCCCUUAGAGGGAACCAGGUGUCGGAUCCUUACAGGCGCUCUCUUGACCGCAUGGCCGCUGAGGUCAUCGGGUACUGCUUAUAUGAUGAGCACCGGGAGGCGGUUCUGUUUGACGAGAUAUGUUUGUAUUCUGGAUGGUUGGCCGCCAUCUCGACCAAUGUCAUACGCUACCUUCCGGAGCGCGUCAUGCAUGUGGAGGGAGGUUCUCCUAGACCAGCACACGAGGAGAUACUCCGUGCGAAUCAGGCUCAGUUGGACCACAUUGAGGAUCUUCUUCCUCUGUGUCGUCAGAUAGCUGACAAGGACAUCGGAGCCAUUGCAGAGGGUUUAUUCCCUGAGGGUACUGCUUCUAGGUGUGUGUUGGAUGAUAUGAUCAAAAUGGUAGAGAGUGCAUUUCUGUAUCGUCGACAUCGUGUCACGACCCGUGGGAUGCUUGAUGCUAGGGGUAGAGCUAGCAGAUCGCUUCAUGGAUUCGAAAGGGAUGCGCAUCUUGGUACGCAGGAGGACGCCCGACAUACUCAGUAG
Vicia villosa (hairy vetch) is the source of this 1101-nucleotide messenger RNA. Its product is annotated as protein MAINTENANCE OF MERISTEMS-like. The record is from RefSeq and is a predicted model, not a curated record. NCBI's taxonomy places the organism in Eukaryota, Viridiplantae, Streptophyta, Magnoliopsida, Fabales, Fabaceae. The transcript has 4 exons. Gene Ontology annotation, biological process: meristem maintenance; meristem development. The coding region runs from base 1 to 1101 and encodes 366 amino acids.